Nipponia nippon (crested ibis) is the source of this 2607-nucleotide messenger RNA. The record is from RefSeq and is a predicted model, not a curated record. Lineage: Eukaryota; Metazoa; Chordata; Aves; Pelecaniformes; Threskiornithidae.
AUGGGGUGCUGGGGCCAGUGGCCGCUCUGGAGCUGGGUGCUGUGGGGGCUCUGGGUGCUGCCAGCAGAGCUGGGCAGCGUCUCCCCCGCAGCCGACAGCACCAGCGCCGAGCUGCCUCUGGAACUGGGCACGUGCCAGGUGCUCCCCACCACCGCAGCCGCCCAGCCGGAGCACCCCUCUCUUGCCAGCAGGACCACCUCCACGGGCAGCCACGGCUCAGGCAGCCUGGUGCCGCAGGUGACGGCGAGAGUGCUGGUCCCAGCCAAGACCAGUGAUCCCCUCAGCAGACCCUGGGACCACCGCGGCAGAGGUGUCUGCAGGCGGAUCCCCUCCAACCAGACCCAGCGUGGCCACGUCCUUGUCCCUCACAGGCGCUGGUGGAGCAAAGCCAGACAGGACCCCUCGAGCCGCCACAGCACCAACAUCUUCCCUUGGGGCAGUCGCUCAGCCCCACUGGCCGUGGCUAACCCCAGCCCAGUGCUGGCCACAGCCACCCCCCUCCCCAACGCCGCCACUGGCAAGACACCCCAGCCCGUGACACCGCCGCCCCGCGAAAACGCAGCUGUGGAGGGAGGUGGGGUCAGGUCCCAGCUGGCAGGAGAUGGCAGCACCAUGCAGGCAGCUCUGGGCUCAACCCCAGCUGAAAACACAAGGGCAGGUGCCACGACAGGUACCCCCCACAGCAGCGACACCACCCUGGGGACAACCCCACCAGCAUCACCCCCUGCCAGAGCCAGCGUCACUGCUCGGCCAAGUGUGGCUGCAUCGGACCACAGCUAUCGCACUGCUGAGCCCACCAUGGACACGAACACGGGCAUGGACUUGGACAUGGACACGGCUUCUCCUACCACAGGGAAUGGGGCUGCAGGGCUGCCCCUGGGAUUGCCCACUCCUAUGGCUGGAGUGGCUGAGCCAGGUACUGGAGAUGCCACUCCAUCGGCACGCUCUACCCCAGGCAGCAAAAGCCCUCUGGCAGUGGCCAUCGUGGGCACGGUGUCACCCACAGCUCCGGAGCCGGUUAUAGCAUCUUCCCCUGGCCUUGCUUACAGUACUUCUGAGCCAGAUGUCAGUGUGUCCCCUCCUGUCCGCAGGAACACCCAUGCGGUGUUGGUAGCACCCUCCAUCACUCCCAGCAUCGCUGUCACUGGUCCAGCAGCAGAAGCAGGUGAUGCCAAUCUCGACAGGGUCACAACACCCCCCUCUGCUGUCUCCAGUAGUGCCUCCACUCCACGCAGCCCCCGUGUCACCCCGAGGCUAUCCCCUGAGGCCACUGAUAGCACCCAUGAUCCAGCCUUGAGGGCUCUCAGCCCAGUCACUGAGGAUGAGCCCACGACCAGGAUCUCCUCACUGGGUGUUGGCCACACACAUACAUGGGAGACUACAGCCGCGUCCCGGUCAAGUGCUGGGGGUAUCACCGCCUGGGCGGACACCACCCCCUCUGAGAGCAGUGCCAAGAGUGCAGCACCCCCAGCCGACACCAACAGCACCCAUGUGCCUGUCUCCAACACCACUGGCACAAGCCCAGCCACAACGCCUGCUGCCAGCGUGAUCCCCAGCAACACCAUCCCACCAGCCACCUCAGCCAGCGGGGAGACCUUCGUGGUGACCGAGGCCACCACAGCUGUGCCAACUGCCACGGUGAAGGCCGCCAGCACCAGCAGUGCCCUGUCCCUCACUGUAACACACGACGAGGCAGGCAGAGGACAACCUGUCCUAUCCCCAGCUGUGCGCACCCCCUCGUUGGAAACAACUGCCAAGUCCUGGGGCGUCCUCGGUGCCAGCCCUGCUGCCGCGGUGCCCGGUUCAUCGCUCACCAGCCCCCACAGCCCAGCAGAGGAGCCAGCAACAAUCCCCUCAUCCCUGCUUGGUGUUGGUGCAACUGGGGAGCCGGCAGCUGGACAGACACCCCCCGAGCCGGCAACAGGAGUCACUUCUCCCACGGCUGUCAGCAGCAAUGCCAUGGGACAGGCAGCGAGCACAUCGCCUCCUGGCUUCUGGACAUCUCUAGGGGCACCUGCCUGGCGGGAGACAACAGCUAUCGGUGCAGGCAGUGCUACAGCCAUCACUGCAGGCAGCACCACGGCCAUCGCUGCAGGCAGCACCAUGGCCAUCACUGCAGGCAGCACCACGGCCAUUGCUGCAGGCAGCACCACGACCAUCGCUGCAGGCAGCACCGUGGCCACUGCUGCAGGCAGCACCACGGCCAUCGCUCCAGGCAGUACCAUGGCCAUCGCUGCAAGCAGCACCACAACCAUCACUGCAGGUAGCACCGCAGCCAUCACUGCAAGCGGCACUGCGACCACCGCUGCAGGCAGUACCACAACCAUCGCUGCAGGCAGCACCACAGCUAUCACCGCAGGCCACACCGUGGCUGUUGCACCCACAGCCCCAGUGAGCCCAGCCAAGGACAUGGGAGAUCUCCUGGCCCCAGGCACCAUGGCACCGGGGAGACCACCAGUCACCACCAGCCCUGGCACCACCCUGGCUCCUGCCUUUGGGACACAGAGGGGACCAGCCACAGCACCAAGCACAUCUGCCCAUACCACCACUGGCCACAGAAAUCCUACCCCUGAGCCCCAACCCACUCACAGGCUUAUCAGUAAGUAG